UUUUCUAAUGAGUCUUUAUAACUAACAGUGACCAAAAUAACAAAAAUUAUAUUUAACACAAGAACAUGCCAAAGCAAUCAGCUAUACCAGUUGUUAUAUGUGAAUAUCAUCAUGAAGUAUUGCAGUACAUCCAUCGAUCGAUUGCCAGUAAAAAACUUUCAUAUACUAAUUUAAAAAUGGUACAUUUGGACUCUCAUCCUGAUUUGGGGUUCCCCAAACAUCUGCUGGCACAAGAUUGUUAUAACAAAGAGGUUAUGUACAACAAUCUUGAAAUAGCUGAUUGGAUAUUGCCUUUGAUGUAUUGUGGACAUUUAGAGAAACUGAUUUGGCUGAAGCCUCCAUGGGCAGAACAAAUUCCAAAUUGUAUAACAUUUUUUGUUAUUGGGGAAGAUAAAGACACUAAAGGUUUAAGGGUGACAUGCAAUGAGGAAUAUUUUCUUGAAGAUGGACUAUAUGCUUGUUCUAAUCAGUUGGACAAUUCUAAAAAUGUUGUUCUACAGGUGUGCCAAACAUCUGAUUUGAUUAAUGAAAUUGAUGAAAAAGAAAAACUAAAUGAGUUUACAAAUGAUCAGUCAAAAAAAGUCAAACUAGAUAAAGCUUAUACCCACAUACGACCAAUUGAUGGUGAAAAAUAUAUAUUAGAUAUUGAUUUGGACUAUUUUUCUGUUACCAACCCAUUUUUAAAAGAUUACACUAAAGAGGAGUAUUCCAGAUUGAGACAAAUUUACAACGUUUCCAUUCCAAAAGAUAGAAGUUCAGAAAAACAUUUAUCUUCAUUUGUUAAAGAAACACAGAAAAAAUAUCAGGAGUUAGAAAACAUUAUCAAAGCCUUUGCUGAAGACAGUCAUAUUGAAGAAACUAAUGAAAAUAAAGAAAUGCUUAUUUUUUUAAAGCAAUUGAAAGAUCGUAAGUGUGGUGAAAAAAUUGAUUGGGAGUUAGUCCAUGCAGCUGGUUUAACCACUGAACUGCCGCAUCAUAUAAGUUCCGAGGAAAAAAUUUUUGAUCUCAUCCAAGAAAUGAGUUUGCUUCUUCAGAAACUACCUGCACCCUCUUUAAUAACUAUUGCUAGAUCCGCAGAAGACGAAUACUGUCCUCCAAAUCAAGUUGAUUUGAUCGAACGUUGUGUACUAAAAGUAUUACAAGAUAAGUAUACUAACAUUGAAGUAACGUUGGAUUACAAGGAUUUAACAAGAUUAUUUUGAAAACAUUUAAUUUGAAAGCAUUUAUUUUGAAAACAUUUUUGAAAUCUUUUUA
Messenger RNA from Hydra vulgaris (swiftwater hydra), 1254 nucleotides. RefSeq names its product UPF0489 protein C5orf22 homolog. The record is from RefSeq and is a predicted model, not a curated record. NCBI's taxonomy places the organism in Eukaryota, Metazoa, Cnidaria, Hydrozoa, Anthoathecata, Hydridae.